AAGUGGCGUUUUGGCUCAGAUUGAGUUGCAACAGCACCUCGGAUCACUUUGAUUUCCAUAGGUCUCCCGGCGCUGAAGCUCGCCAGCUCUCCCAUGAACUCAAAGGUGAUGGCUGACUGCGACCGCUAACGUCGACACAGCGGGCAUUGGUGCAACACAUUUUGCGUUGGAAGUGUGGCAUUGGUCGCAUCGAAGGUGCGGCUGGCCCCGAAAUGAGGUGAUGACAGACUUGAGUCCCGACGCGCCGAAUGGUCAGUGUGCCUAAUGUGUCCAGGGAUGUCGAGGAGUGCGUCCGUUCACCAAAUACCAGCCUCGAAUCUCUAGACUGUACCAGUGUAGUCUGUACCCUCCCUUGAACUAUGGCAUCAGAAGUUAGACAGCCUGAGACAAAAGCCUGAGACUGCCUGAGGCAGCCUGAGACUGCCUGAGGCAGCCUGAGAGUGCCACACCUUUGCUUGUGAUGUCUAAGCCUUUGUUGUCGCUGAUGAGCAACUCUUGUGCCUCAUGGGACUUUGAGCGAUUGCGCUGCUGGGCUGCGUUGCUGGGUUUCAGCUCCGGCACAAAACCAACCUUGUCAGCACGGCUCGUCAAAAUGCGGGGUGCAACGUGCUUUGGAGCAUCGAUGAGACUCCGAAUGAAUGUUCGCCUCAGCAAGCUGUUCCGGCCAGAUGGCCUACCGCUGCCUCAGUGCCCAAAGACAUGGGAAAGAUAACCCACAAGUAUUUGUUCAUGAGAAAAUGCUACCAACACCAAUUGCGUCGGUGAGCACAGCAGCCGCAGCUUUCAGCAGAAGAAGCAUGGAUGCGCUUUCCAUCGCCUAAAAGACUGGCCGAGCCGAUUAAGCCCGUCGCUUCCGCAAAGCCAAGCGACUACGAGGCAGUUGAAGAAGAAUUCCUGGGUGUCUUGGGAUCUUCGACAGGUUGUCUGCAGGUCACGCAGGCUUUGCGUGUGACUUGAGUGGCUGUGUCAUUUGCAAGUGAAUAGCCUCAGCCCGGUAGAGCCUACCCAGAUGAUCUCAAGAUGCUUAGCGGUGGCGCAACAGAGCUGAAGACAAGAUCGUGGAAUGCUCGGCGAGUGUCAUCAAAGGUAGUCGGCAUGGUUGGCAUGACUGGCAGGAGGCCUUGAGAUUUGUCCGCAGCUUGAUCUUUAGAGCUGUAAAGGCAGUCACGAGAACAGCGUGCUCCACUGCUGGGCACUGAAAAUGUCUUGUGAGAGUGCCGCGCUCUGCAGUUCUAUCCCAAGUGUCAGAACCUGGUGUGCGUUGGCCAUAUGUUCACAUGCGGAUGCGUGAGAGUACGAGACAUCUCAUGCAAAACAGGAUCGCGUUUUGUGCAGCGCCGAGCUGGAACCCACUUCGAAAGAGGGCUUUGCCUGCAAAUUAGUCGCCACUUGGCCGCGUUCCCAGUAACUUCGCGGGUGAGCGGGUGAAGGCAAGGAGACUCCAGACCUUGCCUUGAGCUCGCACGCGAGCCUCAGAAGGUGAGUAAUCCGUGCUCCUGCAGAAUGAGACAGCCUGAGACAAAAGCCUGAGACAAAAGCCUGAGACAGCCUGAGGCAGCCACACCUUUGCUUGUGAUGUCCAUGGCGAAUUGCACUGCCAGCAAGUUGGCCUCACGCACAGAACAUGCAUGACAUUUCAGUGGCAGGACGCCUCCGUGCUGAACACUCGCCACCGGGGAAUGAGUUUCCUGGCGUGCGACCCCAAAACCCUGAACUCGGACUUUCUUCCAUUUGGUGCCAGGCGGCUGUGAUAGCUGCGAAUCCUGCUAGAGAUGCUUCUUUUUUUGGAGUUGGGCUAAGUUGGUUCCGUAAGCUGCUGGAAGGACGUGAUACUCAGACACGUGCCGUGACGCUCCGAGUUGGUCGGUGUGUUCGGAACCCGUUGCGCAUUUCCGCGUCGCUGAUGAGCAACUCUUGUGCCUCAUGGGACUUUGAGCGAUUGCGCUGCUGGGCUGCGUUGCUGGGUUUCAGCUCCGGCACAAAACCAACCUUGUCAGCACGGCUUGUCAAAGUGCGGGGUGCAACGUGCUUUGGAGCAUCCAUGAGACUCCGAAUGAAUGUUCGCCUCAGCAAGCUGUUCCGGCCAGAUGGCCUACCGCUGCCUCAGUGCCCAAAGACAUGGGAAAGAUAACCCACAAGUAUUUGUUCAUGAGAAAAUGCUACCAACACCAAUUGCGUCGGUGAGCACAGCAGCCGCAGCUUUCAGCAGAAGAAGCAUGGAUGCGCUUUCCAUCGCCUAAAAGACUGGCCGAGCCGAUUAAGCCCGUCGCUUCCGCAAAGCCAAGCGACUACGAGGCAGUUGAAGAAGAAUUCCUGGGUGUCUUGGGAUCUUCGACAGGUUGUCUGCAGGUCACGCAGGCUUUGCGUGUGACUUGAGUGGCUGCGUCAUUUGCAAGUGAAUAGCCUCAGCCCGGUAGAGCCUACCCAGAUGAUCUCAAGAUGCUUAGCGGUGGCGCAACAGAGCUGAAGACAAGAUCGUGGAAUGCUCGGCGAGUGUCAUCAAAGGUAGUCGGCAUGGUUGGCAUGACUGGCAGGAGGCCUUGAGACUUGUCCGCAGCUUGAUCUUUAGAGCUGUAAAGGCAGUCACGAGAACAGCGUGCUCCACUGAUGGGGCACUGAAAACGUCUUGUGAGAGUGCCGCGCUCUGCUGUGUGUGUCCUAAGUGUCAGCCCCUGGCGUGCGUUGGGCAUUGCGAAUUGCACUGCCAGCAAGUUGGCCUCACGCACAGAACAUGCAUGACAUUUCAGUGGCAGGACGCCUCAGUGCUGAACAUUCGCCACCGGGGAAUGAGUUUCUUGGCGUGAGACCCCAAAACCCUGAACUUGGACUUUCUUCCAUUUGGUGCCAGGCAGCUGUGAUAGCUGCGAAUCCUGCCAGAGAUGCUGCUUUUUUUGGAAGUGGCCAUGUACAACCGCUAUGCAUUGCAGCACGGUGACUAGCAAAGGAGACGUUCCACCUGGACUGACGUCCUGUGUCAAAAUUCUUUUGAGGGGCCAUGCUCCCAGCCAGUCGUUUGCCUCGCAUUUGCGUUGAGCGGCAUAUUUUCAGAGGCUUUGCACCACUGGCGAACUCUUUGUGUUGUCUUGGAUUUAUUUGCGGAGCGCCUAGGGGAACAUUUUCUUCUGAGCCCCUGCAUUUCUGUCUUAGAGCCUGUCAUGCUUCUUCCAAGAUCCGUGCGAGACUCUGACACCUGCAAGCUUUUCAGCAAGCUUUCGUGUCUCUCAGGAUUCCGGGCUGAGAAUACCACGUGAGGGCGCCAACGUUGUCUCUUUGUCCUUGGCAGCGCGACAGCGCGGCUUGAGAUUUGCUGCGGUGGCCGCCAGCGCAUUGAAAGCAUGAACUGCGGCUCCGAUCUCAUGACGUGAUUUGGGUUGUGCUUUCAGCUUGCAGAACAGUGCCCGCCUUUUCACAGAACACACCGUUACAACUAUCACAUCCAGGCCCGUGCAGCGUGCCUCAUGUUGCUUGAAUUUGCUGUGACCAGGCGCAGCUUUCAGCAGAAGAAGCAUGGAUGCGCUUUCCAUCGCCUAAAAGACUGGCCGAGCCGAUUAAGCCCGUCGCUUCCCCAAAGCCAAGCGACUACGAGGCAGUUGAAGAAGAAUUCCUGGGUGUCUUGGGAUCUUCGACAGGUUGUCUGCAGGUCACGCAGGCUUUGCGUGUGACUUGAGUGGCUGCGUCAUUUGCAAGUGAAUAGCCUCAGCCCGGUAGAGCCUACCCAGAUGAUCUCAAGAUGCUUAGCGGUGGCGCAACAGAGCUGAAGACAAGAUCGUGGAAUGCUCGGCGAGUGUCAUCAAAGGUAGUCGGCAUAGUUGGCAUGACUGGCAGGAGGCCUUGAGACUUGUCCGCAGCUUGAUCUUUAGAGCUGUAAAGGCAGUCACGAGAACAGCGUGCUCCACUGAUGGGGCACUGAAAACGUCUUGUGAGAGUGCCGCGCUCUGCUGUGUGUGUCCUAAGUGUCAGCCCCUGGCGUGCGUUGGGCAUUGCGAAUUGCACUGCCAGCAAGUUGGCCUCACGCACAGAACAUGCAUGACAUUUCAGUGGCAGGACGCCUCAGUGCUGAACAUUCGCCACCGGGGAAUGAGUUUCCUGGCGUGAGACCCCAAAACCCUGAACUUGGACUUUCUUCCAUUUGGUGCCAGGCGGCUGUGAUAGCUGCGAAUUCUGCUGCCUUGGGAGUUGGGCAAAGUUGGUGCCGUUUUUCUGCUUGCAACAUGAAGGACGACGCUCAAACUCCCUGGCGCUCAGAGUUCGGCGUGUUUGGCGUAGUGAGAACUCACUGCCCUGAGCUCAGCUCGGCGUGAGCUCCCAAAAGCCUGAGCACGGCUUGUGCGCUUGCCACCACAGCCUGAUCAACGUCCACUUUUGCGAGGGUGGCUGAGAUGACCGUGGCUUCGUUGUGCCAGCUCGCCCCGUGGCUCCAGCCAGUUCGGCCAUGAAAAUUGGGCUUUGAUGUUGCGCAUCCCCUAUCGCUCCAGGAACCUGGGUGGCUUGCAGGCUUGAUGUCAGACUCUGUGGGUGAGCCAUGCAUCCGGCUCUGCUCGAGGAAGUGCUGUCGAACUUGCCGCAUAGAGCGUGCCGCAAGCAAAUCUUGUGUGCCGACGUCAUGGCACUGAGGGCAGGGCUUCAUACCGCCAAAGUUCUCCACGCCCUGAGGCUUGUCCGGAGCGUGUUUGCGUGGCUUGUGCACGAUCCGCUCCCUUUGCUUGCUCACUGGGAUGUUUGCAGGCGACCCCGUGCCUGCCGUGCCUGCCGUGCCUCCCGUGCCUCCCGUGCCUCCCGUGCCUCCCGUGCCUGCGCGUGCGCGUUCUCACCGUUCGCAUGUCCUGGGCGGCAGUCCGCGGGCCUUGGCCUAGAGCUUUGCGAUUGGGCGGCUCCGGCACGGCCGCGAGACGCCUUGCCUGGAUCCGCAAGGCUUCGAACCAUGCGCGUGCUGUGUGCCUGUCUUGCCAAGCCAAUUGAUGGACGCUGCCGGAGUCCUGCCCACGUGUGACCGACAUCCUUCACUAAGAGUACUCCACAUGGAUACCUAGCCAACUGAAUCAUGCAGGGAGGGCUGCCUGUUCCGUUCCCUUCACCCAGCACACAGUCGUUUUUGCAUUCUGAGCAAGAACUGUGUGGGGGUGCGUUUGCAUGCCUGGCACACUGGGGCUCUGAAGGACGUGUCGCAAGCCCAUGGCACACGUGCUGCUUUCUGUGUGGCAACCUUGGCCAAGGCAGCUCAUCGCCCAAGAAAAGCCGUCGCCCGGUGAGUCACUGAAGCCGAAGUGCCGCUGUGACGCAAAGUGAUCGGGGCUUUCACUACGCAUCGGCGCGGACCGGUACAACAGUGAAACUGAGGCGUGGUACGAAGCAAGUUUCGGGAAGGUUUGGCCUGCUGUGCAGAUGCUGGAAUGCCGCCUGCCACGCUGUCCCCUGAUAGAGAAAGGGGGCUUUCGGGGCCAGUAGGGGCCAGCCUCGAACGGAACUUGGUGCUGGAUGUGGGCUGUAGGACGUGUGAGCUGACGUUUAUGCAAUUUGCCGGGCAACUAGCGCUUGACUUCCGCGUUUGGGAGUGGGUUUGCCGAAACAGCAAUGUUGAACACAGGCUCAAGCCGCCGUUUGUGCUUGAAUGUAAUCCUAUCUCCAAAUCUCAGCUGUUCCACAAAGGGCAGCCACUCCCGACAACCACAAACUUGCAUUGGCAGUGCGCUUGGCUGGCAAGUGAAACACACAUGGGAUCCUUUUCCGCAUCACAAGAGGUUCACGAGGCCGUUGCAGAACAAGUAAUCUCUCAGCUUGUCCAGAUGCUUGGCAGAGUGGUUAGGGCCAGCCUGCGGAAUGUGUGCCUCACAGACCUUCAGCCGAGAAGCCGCUUGACGGCAACCUCGAGCGCUCGGACAGCGCGCUUGGCCGUUUCGUCAAGCCUGUCGUGUCCGAGCGCAUGCAAGGUAUCGCCCAGAAGCUUGUUGUAUUUUGCAUCGUUCCGGGCUGCCAAAGGACGCAUUCUCUGCAAUAUUUCUUAAAGGCUUAAAGGGUUUGCAGUGCCAUGCGCGGGAGAGGCAGCUACCUCACAAAGCUUACAAAUCCAUGCGCGCCACUUCUCCUAGCUUUUGUAAGAGAAAUUGCUCGAUCACUUCCGGCUCUCAUGGACAAGCGCAUCAGCUGCAAGUCGGAACUCAAACAUGGAGGGCUGGAGGUCACCUCAUUUGCUCAGAGCCUAGGCCUUUUGGCCAACCUCUCACACCGAAAGCCGAGCAAGCCGGGCCGUUGUGCGUGGCGGUGGCCGGGUACGUGCGGGGGCCUGCCCACUUUGCGGAGUUGGCCCAAGGCUUUUCCGGGCGCUGCCUGGUGGCCAACCCCGUGGAGGACGCGCUCCGCCACGGAUGCCCGCUGUGGGUGUCCCUAGGCGCAGCGGGUGCUGCGGUGGUGCUCGGGCAGAGCUUCGGAGCACUGGUCGCCAGAAGCUUGGCAUCACGUUGGGAGGCCAUGGGGAGGGAGGUGCGGGGCAUUGUGCUUUUUGACAGCCGCAACAUUCCGCGAUACCUGUGGCGGGGCGAUGUCUGUCAAAGCGCCGUGCGGAACUUGCAGGCCGCCCACUUCAGGCUGCUGCAGGAGUUCCACUUCCAGGCUCCUUUCGCCCCACCGCACCACUCGGACAUGGGUGCUGCAGCGCGCAUCUUCACUGACAGCGCCCGAUGCUGCCCAGAAUCCGCACUGGAAACGGCUCGGCCCUGCGGGAUGAGGUUGCAAGACACGGAUCACUUCAACUUGCCAUUUGCGCUUGCGUGGGAUAUUUCGAGCAAACUGGAGCAGCUGCUGAAGGAUUUGUAGGCAAAGAGAGUGCAAGCAAUCGUGGCGUUCCAGAACCUGCCUGCGAAAAGGUUCUACUUGCCCCAAGGUGCUGUCACCGCCAUUUGUGCCAAGACAUCAAACCCUGCUUGUGUGAAACAACGACAGCCGCUCUGAGAUUAUUUGCUUGCAUGCAACAUUGUGAUUGUAUCCAGGAUGCUUGUGUGGAUGAAAGCAAGUGUUAAAGAUGCCUUGCCGGAAUAGCGCAUGUGAUUUCGUGGCCAUCCCUGAAUGCACUCAUUUCCAGAAGCUGCCAGCUGGGCUGAGUGAGGUGCGUGAGACAGCUAGCUAAGUUUUGAACACCAUCGCUUUGACAAAAUCCGCGUGGGGGAUGAUGACAUCCCUGAGCUGGAGCAGCUGGAGUUAGCAUUCGGGCAGCUUGACACCGAACCGCAUUCCGAUUUACUCGCAGAACAUGCCGACCGAUUGUCCUCGCAGGUUGGUAACCGAAGAGUGACCUUUUGGCGUGUGCUACAGCUUGCCAGGUGGCCCUUGACAGCAGGGGCCACUUUGCGCACGGUGCCUGCAAAUCAGGUAACGUUGAGUUGUCAGCGGAGAGCC
This is a messenger RNA of Effrenium voratum, 7389 nucleotides long. Lineage: Eukaryota; Dinophyceae; Suessiales; Symbiodiniaceae. The record is from the annotation of a GenBank genome assembly.